Messenger RNA from Coccidioides immitis RS, 1737 nucleotides. RefSeq lists its product as uncharacterized. The transcript is spliced from 2 exons. The record is from RefSeq and is a predicted model, not a curated record. The coding region runs from base 274 to 1647 and encodes 457 amino acids. NCBI's taxonomy places the organism in Eukaryota, Fungi, Ascomycota, Eurotiomycetes, Onygenales, Onygenaceae.
CCACAAUCUGGUGCUAGUCAAGCUGGCUUUUGCACCAAGAACUAGUUAACUAGUUAACCAUUCCAGUCAGAGUGCUUUGUGUACUGUGGAAACAUGUUUGCUCCUUUGUUCCAUAGCUCCCCGCUGGGAUCAGCUGCUAUUGUUUCAAUGUUUUGCCCUUAUAUAUUUCCCAAACCACUCGUCCGGUUUAGAACUUUCCGUCAGCCGUGAUAUCAGGCAGGUGGCAAGUUUAGUUGAUGCGAGCAGCCGGCCCUGUUCAAUAGCAAUUUUACCAUGCUAGACUCAUGGCAUCAGUUCUUAUUCUCUAUUCAGUCUAUGACGGUGAUCUUGUUGCCCAUCCUCUCUUUCCUCUCCGGUUGGGGGAUUCUUACUCUGCCUUCCAGCUAUGCGAAGCGACUUCUUCCUCCAGUUCUUCUGGGCGCCUUUAUCGCAUUCCGUCGCCAGAAUGAAUUCUCUUCCAAUCGUCUCCUGAACGAACUGUUUGGUAGGCUGAUGAUGCUGUGGAUGAUGUAUAUGCCCUUCCUUGUGUACAUCAAGGGAUACGAUGGCGAGUCCCACCGAUUAUUUGGCAGCCAGCAUAAGCAUGCUCCUUCUUCGUGGCCCAGCCUCGCAAAAUCCUCAGCCAGACGAGCACUAUGGCGAAGCGCAAUCAGCGUGCUAAGCGAUAUCUUCUUCACUUUCAAUGCAAGAAAAGCGUGUGCUCUCAAGAUGCUAUUCAAUGGGCGAGGAAUAAACACCGCAUGGCAGGUCCACGCAUUGCCGUCUCCUCGAUCAUCGAUGACGCUCUCGCCAGCUUCCCACAUCAAUCCGUGCCUGCCUUUGACAGUGCGCUGGCAGUUUGUUUCCCGUCGCUCGAUAGCGCUUUUGACAAAACUUAUCAUAUGGCUCAUUUGGUCCCACUAUUCGCCUUACCUAGUUCUUGCGCGAGAAUCCGACUAUCUCCCUGAGAAGCAAAUACUUUUGCGACGAUUGCUGUUGAACACAUCUUCAAGAUUAUUGGGAACACCAAAUCCGUACUUCCUCCACCCAGUCACCAUCCAUGAGAUCAAGAUGCGGAUAUGGAUCGUGGCUGACAACAAUAUCCAGAGUAUUGUUAUCCUGAAGGGGUUUCAUGACAUUUGCGCCCUGUUAUUUGUUGGGCUAGGUUUUGAUGUGCCUGAUGAGUGGCCGCCGUUUUUCGGUAGCAUUCAGCACGCGUUCACAGUGCGCGGUUACUGGUCAGGGUUCUGGCAUUUACUAAUGCACCGAGGCCUAAGUGCGUAUGCUACCCUGGUCCUUCACCACGUCCUUCGCAUCCGCAGACGGUCACUGUUCUCGCGGCUUGUUCACGGGCUCCUUGUAUUUCUCAUAUCAGGCUUCUGCCACGCGGUCAUGCACAACUACACGAUGCCGGGUUGCAACAAGAUGCCAGUAAUCAUUUUCUACGCCCUGCAGCCAGUUGCACUGACGAUUGAGGCCGUCGUGCAGAUCAUCUGGAAAACAUGGAGAUCAAGGCAUCUUGACAGUUUCCCCAAAACUAAGUCCGAGGGUGUUAUGCUCCACUCUAUUGGAUACUUGUGGGUGAUUUUAUGGUUCACAUGGUCGGAGCCGAAGUCCAUUCUUGCGGUCAAUUUUGAGCUCUCUCAGCGCUGGGCGCGGGGGAACUAGUGAGGGUUACCGGUGUCUACAUCGACGGCAAGGAAAAAUAGGAAAAAAAAAAAUAAAAUAAAAUAAAAAGUAAUUGCUUAUUCCAAAAAA